CUGCGCGUUGAGUCGUUUCCGGCCGGAUGACCCGAGCCUUUUACGCAGUCGCAGGACGGGCGCUUUGGAGUCGGCCCUUGGCAGUGUGUGUCAGUCGUCUGGUCUGGAGAAGUAGUCCUCGACUCACGUUGGACCCUGGGCGUUUUUUACACAUGGGGACCCAGGCAAGCCAAAACAUUGCUGCUCACCUAGAUAACCAGGUUCCAGUUGAGAGUCCCAGAGCUAUUUCCCGCACCAUUGAGAAUGACCCGGCCAAGCAUGGGGAUCAGCACGAGGGUCAGCACUACAACAUCUCCCCCCAGGAUUUGAAGACUGUAUUUCCCCAUGGCCUUCCUCCUCGCUUUGUGAUGCAGGUGAAGACACUCAGUGAAGCUUGCCUGAUGGUAAGGAAACCAGCCCUAGAACUUCUGCAUUACCUGAAAAACACCAAUUUUGCUUAUCCGGCUGUACGAUAUCUUCUGUAUGGAGAGAAGGGAACAGGAAAAACCCUCAGUCUCUGCCAUGUUAUUCAUUUCUGUGCAAAACAGGACUGGCUGAUACUACAUAUUCCAGAUGCUCAUCUUUGGGUGAAAAAUUGCCGUGAUCUUCUGCAGUCCAACUACAACAAACAGCGCUUUGAUCAACCUUUAGAGGCUUCAACCUGGCUGAAGAAUUUCAAAACUACAAAUGAGCGCUUCUUGAACCAGAUAAAAGUUCAAGAGAAGUAUGUCUGGAAUAAGAGAGAAAGCACUGAGAAAGGCAGUCCUCUGGGAGAAGUGGUUGAACAGGGCAUCACGCGGGUGAGGAACGCCACAGAUGCAGUUGGAAUUGUGCUGAAAGAGCUAAAGAGGCAAAGUUCUUUGGGUAUUUUUCACCUCCUGGUGGCCGUGGAUGGAAUCAAUGCUCUUUGGGGAAGAACCACCCUGAAAAGAGAAGAUAAAAGCCCGAUUGCCCCAGAGGAAUUAGCACUUGUUCACAACUUGAGGAAAAUGACGAAAAAUGAUUGGCAUGGUGGUGCCAUUGUGUCGACUUUGAGCCAGACUGGGUCUCUCUUUAAGCCCCGGAAAGCCUAUCUGCCCCAGGAGUUGCUGGGAAAGGAAGGAUUUGAUGCCCUGGAUCCCUUUAUUCCCAUCCUGGUUUCCAACUAUAACCCAAAGGAAUUUGAAAGUUGUAUUCAGUAUUAUUUGGAAAACAAUUGGCUUCAACAUGAGAAAGCUCCUACAGAAGAAGGGAAAAAAGAGCUGCUGUUCCUAAGUAACGCGAACCCCUCGCUGCUGGAGCGGCACUGUGCCUACCUCUAAGCCACGAUCACAACAUGUGAGGAAGACAGUGGACAUCUCCUUUUGUCUGGACCUAGUGAGAUGAGGAAGUCGGGCAGUACACAGGAAGACGAGCCAGGCCCUUGUACCUAGGGGAUUGGACAGGACUGCAGUUGGCUCUAGACCUGCAUUAAAAUGGGUUUCACUGUGAAUGCGUGACAAUAAGAUGUUCCCUUGUUCCUGAAACUUCUAUUGGUUUAUUGGAUGUGGUUUUUCACAUUUAAGAUAACUGUGGCUCUUUUCCUAAAAAUAAAAAAUAAAAUACCUUUCUAAA
Molecule: messenger RNA, 1572 nt
Organism: Cercocebus atys (sooty mangabey)
Lineage: Eukaryota; Metazoa; Chordata; Mammalia; Primates; Cercopithecidae
Gene: DAP3
Product: death associated protein 3
Exons: 12
Coding region: 27-1280 (417 amino acids)
Biological process (GO): apoptotic process
Cellular component (GO): mitochondrial ribosome; mitochondrial small ribosomal subunit
Molecular function (GO): structural constituent of ribosome
Source: RefSeq, a predicted model, not a curated record